Messenger RNA from Acaromyces ingoldii, 1029 nucleotides. RefSeq lists its product as hypothetical. The transcript is spliced from 5 exons. Bases 257 to 784 code for a protein of 175 amino acids. NCBI's taxonomy places the organism in Eukaryota, Fungi, Basidiomycota, Exobasidiomycetes, Exobasidiales, Cryptobasidiaceae. The record is from RefSeq and is a predicted model, not a curated record.
AGCGAGAGCAGCGAACCCCCCUUUUCGAGCUGGCUGAAGACGUGGUAGAAGGCAUAAAAAGGGCCCUUUCUCUCCCUGGUCCCUUCCUUUCUUCUCCCCCCAACUCACUUCUCCUCCAUUGUCCUCCUCUUCCCCUCAUAAGGCAGGGAACAGACGAGACUCUGACUCUCCGAACUUGCAAGCUGGACUUGACAAGCAUUCGCAUACACACACCAUCGACGAGCCGCGCUUCGCCCCUUUCGAAAGAUAUUUGAAGAUGAUGCUUCGUUCGAACGUCACCCUUCGCUUCCUUGGAGUCCUGCUGGCUGUUGCCACGAUGACGGCCGGCAGCCUCGUCCCUCGAGCUGGUCUCAAGGUCCCCAAGCAAGGCGCUGAGGAGGUGACGCCCAACUAUGAGGUGCUGCGCCGCUUCGAGCGCUUCAAUGGCCCUCGUUUGGUUAAACGCAACGAUCCACCGUGCAGGACCAUCGGAUGUGACGACGAACAACAAAAGAAAUGCCCGGGCCAUUGCAACCCAAUUUGUCCGCAUGACCUGAUAUGUCGCGACAAAUAUGACGACGUUGAUGUUCUAUAUGAGUCGCACAAAGCAAAGAAAAAGGAAGAAAGUCAGACAAGGACCGAUAUCCAUGGAGAGUUGAAAUGGCCCCCAGUCGCAUCUCGACCCAGUUCUCCCCAGCGCGAACCCAUCAAAGAAGAGGGUUCUAGCGUCAAGCUCGGAUCCGACGAGGAAGAGGGCUCUAGCCUCUGGCUCGAAUCCGACGAGGAAAAGGGCUCUAGCCCUUAGCUCUGGGGUCGACCUAGCAAUCAACCGCAGCCUCUCCAUUGCCAUCCGACCACAUGCUCCUUCCUGAGCCCAACGAGAUAACGAGUAUGGCAGAGUCGAUGAUUUCAGUCGAAGUCCGCACAAGAACGAGAAAUAGAAAAAUGAAAGCUCGCUCCAACCCCACUUCCCCUCAAAACCCCCAAAAAUUAUGCAUUGCCCUUCCUCCUCUUCCCUUCCUCUUCCCUUCCUCUUCCCUUCCUCUUCCC